AACAAGCACAGAGAGCGCUGCUUUGUUUGUGGAUUGUUUGGAGCGUUUUCAUUCAAAGUUUUGGAGUAGAAGUUACUGUUUUAUCCUCGGGAUGACGCGCACUUCUGCAGCUCUUCCUGUGAGGGAUCGUUUUUAAACCUGUCAAGAGUGAGUUGCUGUCAGCUGUGAUGUGCAGCAGCUGCAACAGCAUCGAUCUCAAACCGCCGGGCAGGAGCCGAGAGCAGGUUCCACACAUCCAAAUAUGCGCGUAAUUGGAGUGCUGUGGCGAGGCAUCCCUUGCUCCCCCACGGAGUCAGCGUUGUCGUGAUGUUCAAUACUUCGGGAAUUGAGCUCACUUUUAACAAGAAAGAGGAAAUUUCCGAAGUUACCAAUGGCACUCCGCAGCUGCUUUACAACGUCCUCGUCACCAUCAGCCCCACCACCAUGUGGAACGAGUCGUGCGGGGUGCAGCUGCAGGAAUUCGGGCGCCCCGAGAAGAUCAUCAUCGGGGUGAUGCUGGCGAUGAUCACGGCAGUCACGGUGAUGGGAAACACGCUGGUGGUGAUCGCGGUGUGCGUGGUGAAAAAGCUCAGACAGCCUUCAAACUACCUGCUGGUUUCCCUCGCGGUGGCGGACCUGUCAGUGGCCAUAGUGGUGAUGCCGUUUGUGAUAGUGACGGACCUGACGGGGGGAAAGUGGCUGUUUGGAGAGGUCUUCUGCAACAUCUUCAUCGGCAUGGAUGUAAUGUGCUGCACCGCCUCCAUCAUGACUCUGUGUGUGAUCAGCGUGGACAGAUAUCUGGGGAUCACACGGCCCCUCACCUACCCUGCCCGGCAGAAUGGUCAGCUGAUGGCGAAGAUGAUCCUGGGAGUGUGGUUGGUGUCAGCAUCCAUCACUCUGCCACCUUUCUGCGGCUGGGCUAAAAACGUCCACACAGCCGGUGUGUGCCUCAUUAGCCAAGACUUUGGCUACACCAUCUAUUCCACAGCUGUAGCCUUCUACAUCCCUAUGCUGGUCAUGCUGGUCAUGUACUACAAGAUCUUCAGGGCAGCUCGAAAGAGCGGCGCCAAGCACCGCUUCACCGACUUCUCACGCCGUGAGCGCCUGGAAACAGUGGCUAAUGAGGCGCUGCGGAUGCAGGGCCUAAAGCCGCCUGGUGUGGCGGAGGACUGCGCCGCCCUGUCGCGCCUGUUGAACCGUGAACGCAGAAACAUCUCCAUCUUCAAGCGGGAGCAGAAAGCGGCGACCACACUGGGGGUGAUCGUGGGGGUCUUCGCUGUUUGCUGGCUGCCAUUUUUCAUCCUCUCCACUGCCAGACCCUUCAUCUGUGGGGUGGAGUGUAGCUGCGUGCCCAUCUGGCUGGAGCGCACGCUGCUCUGGUUAGGCUACGCUAACUCGCUAAUGAACCCCUUCAUCUACGCCUUCUUCAACAGAGACCUACGCUCCACUUAUCGUGACCUUCUGCGCUGUCGUUAUCGAAACAUCAACCGCAGGCUGUCUGCUGUGGGCGUGCACGAGGCUCUCAAGGUUUAAAGAGGAAUAAUUCAUCAGCUGAUGUGACUCUCAGAAAGUGGGUGCUCGCACAAUUGGUGCUUACAGGGCGAUGUGCACACAGCGGGCCAGAGGAUCAGAUAAACAGCAGAGAGGGAGUCACUGUUGGUGGCUCUCUGGCCCCUCCACAAAGGCUGAGAGACAGCACCAUCACUUUGGUGUUUGUGACUCAGUCUUUCUAUUUUGGGAGAGAAAACCAUAGAGCGUACUUGAUGGGCUAUUCAAGUCGACACUGCUUUUGUGCAGAUACCACAAUCCCAUCCUGGCCCCGGAUUAAUGGCCGUAUAACGCAGUGACAGGAAACGACAUGUAAACACAAUCACUCAUGCCUGGGCUUUUAAAGGGAACAGAAGGAGAGCAGAUUUCUGUGUCGCGGAAAAUGUUUGAUAAAAGGAAACACAUUUGUUUUGUGGCACAAAGUCAUCGGAACAUCUUCAUUUGAACAUGUGUUUGAGCAAAUCAAAGAUUCAUUUCAAACAGAAAGUGAAAACUUUUGUGCUUUAAACCGUGAUUAUUUAUCACUUUUGUCACCAGUCAUAUCAGCAAAAUCAGCCCUUUCUCCAAAUUUAACUGAAGCUACUGUAAAAGUGUCACAAAUGUUUGAAAUGUGCCAAGGGGGUAAAAGUGGGCAAACCGUGGUGUUUAACUCAUUGAGUGCCAGCCCUUUUAUAAAAUGGAAAGUGGCUUGUGCCAGCUUUUUUGGCCAUUUUGAGUCAUCUUUCAAGACCCACAGAAUAUUUUGUACUAUGACUCUGAAAACAC
Molecule: messenger RNA, 2292 nt
Organism: Cheilinus undulatus (humphead wrasse)
Lineage: Eukaryota; Metazoa; Chordata; Actinopteri; Labriformes; Labridae
Gene: htr7c
Product: 5-hydroxytryptamine (serotonin) receptor 7c
Exons: 2
Coding region: 307-1512 (401 amino acids)
Biological process (GO): vasoconstriction; chemical synaptic transmission; circadian rhythm
Cellular component (GO): dendrite; plasma membrane
Molecular function (GO): neurotransmitter receptor activity; G protein-coupled serotonin receptor activity
Source: RefSeq, a predicted model, not a curated record